This is a messenger RNA of Triplophysa dalaica, 4181 nucleotides long. RefSeq names its product divergent protein kinase domain 1B (gene dipk1b). The record is from RefSeq and is a predicted model, not a curated record. The coding region runs from base 842 to 2140 and encodes 432 amino acids. Lineage: Eukaryota; Metazoa; Chordata; Actinopteri; Cypriniformes; Nemacheilidae. Gene Ontology annotation, molecular function: calcium ion binding. The transcript has 5 exons.
GUAAUGUUUACUUUGGAUUUAGCACUGACACAGAAUACGGAGGUCAUCUAAACCUGUGGCGUAUCAUUUAAGAUACACUGCAUGUUUCUACAAUUUUGGUUAAAAUUCUUCUCAAUUCUUCAAUUAUCUUUAUGGUCUCAUGUUGUGCAUUAUACCCUAUGCACACAUAUCUCAAGUAUACAUUAACGCUAAAAAACAAUAUAUUGCUUGAAAUGUAAAAUUGUUUAUUGAAAGCCCACACAGAACAACCUUGAUUUUAUAUGAUAGGAACACUAUCAAAAUUGAAGUGAAAUAAUUCUAUUCGAUUAAAGGGAUCGUAUCUUCUUUUCUGUCGGUGGUGUAAAUCGGGGGCUUUACCUCCCCCUUAAGGCGCCUUGUGGAACCACAGCGAGGCCGAUUCUCUCUAGUUGAUCGCGCGCAGACAGACGGCGUGAUAGUGAUUCUCGCGCUAGCGUCGCAUCGUGUACAAGGCUCGGACUGAGCACCAGGAGAAGACGUGCGGAAUAUAAUGCAAAUAUCAGAGCAGAUUGUUAAAGCGUCUUCGGCAGCGUCGCAUCUCGUCGCGCGGGAUCCAUAGAUGAUGUCUCCGCGGCUCGCGAGUUUCAGGGUGCAGCGCGUGCGUUUGUCCUUGAGUUGAGCGCUGCCAGUAUGUGAUGUUUCAUCCAUGCAUGCCGGAAUGCACGCUGAGAUAAAAGCCCAAAGCGAUGCAGUGAGUGUGCAUGUGCAUUUCUGCGUUUGCAUCCAGAUGCGCGUCGCCGCCUCGCCUCUGAUGGAGGAGGCGAGAAGCUGAGACCGUUUUUCUUCCCUGUCUGCGUGUAUUUGUCAGUGUUUAUCAGUGAAGAUGCCGCGGAGUCUGCGGAGGCUGAUGCAUAUGAUGCUGCUCUGUCCUUUAUCUAAAGGCUUACAGGCCCGUCUGCCUGCAGUGAAGGUGAAGUACCUGUUGGCGUUGUGGUUUGGGAUUCUAGUGGCCAGCUGGAUGAUCUACAUGCAGUAUUCUUCAUAUUCCGAGCUCUGCAGGGGACACGUCUGCACUAUGAUCAUAUGUGAUCAUUAUCACAGGGGAAUCAUUUCAGGCUCGGCGUGUAAGUCUCUCUGUGAGGAGAAAACUCUCUCUCUUCAACACUGUCUGUCAACAUCACCUACGCAUCAGGUGUACAGUGCUGAAUGGAAGGAGAAAGCCGUUUUGGUGAAAUGUGGCAUUGAGGAGAGCAUGAGAGGCGAAAAUGGCCCCGAAUCUCCACUGCGACACGAUACAAGCCAAUAUGACAAACCCACCCGUGGAACAUCCAUGGAUGAGUUCAGAGCGAUGCUGCAUUCCUUUCUCAAGGACAGUGUUGGGGAGCAGACGUCUCUUGGAACUCUUGUCACUCGUGUCAUCUCUCUGGCUGACGUCAACGGUGAUGGUAAAGUUUCGUUAGCGGAGGCAAAAUCAGUCUGGGCUCUGCUGCAGAUCAAUGAGUUUGUUUUAAUGGUGGCGCUGCACGACAAAGAACACGCUCCCCGCCUGCUGGGCUUCUGUGGUGACCUUUACGUGACCGAGCACGUAGCACACAGCGCCCUCUUCAGGCUGGCGGUGCCCGGCUGGAUGCAGCCGGUGUUUCCCGAGGCGCUGGCCGGGGCCCUAAACCGUUGGCUCGCCCCCGCGUGGCCCCACAGGGCCCGAAUCACCAUCGGCCUGCUGGAAUUUGUGGAAGAGGUGUUCCACGGCGUGUACGGAAGCUUUUAUAUGUGUGACGCUAGCUCACAACGGGUCGGCUACAACGAUAAAUAUGACUUCAAAAUGGCUGACCUACAAAGCGUAGCGUCGGAGGCGACCGUCAAGGGAUUCUUACGAGGACGUACGUGCGAGGUGAACGCAGACUGCACUUAUGGGCGGGAUUGUAUGGCGACAUGCGACCGAUUGGCCAGGCAGUGCAACGUUGAAGUGGUGCAGCCCAACUUGGCCAAGGUUUGCGCGCUAUUGCAGAACUUCUUGCUGUUCGGAGCGCCGGCAGACCUGAGAGAGGACCUGGAGAAACAGCUCCGCACGUGUGUGACACUCAGCGGACUGGCGUCACAAAUGGAGGUACAUCAUUCCCUCGUUCUCAAUAACCUCAAAACGCUGCUGUGGAAGAAGAUCUCAAAUACAAAGUACUCCUAAGAUGGAGAGAGGGGUUAACAGGACAACGGAGACACAAAGAAUGAAUUGAACGAGCCUCUGGAAUCCUACGGAAGAGCUGAGCCAGAUAAAGUUUAUAAUGUGAACAGAUGUUUUAGUGUAAGGAUGACCAGAUAGGACACUACAUCCUCACCUGUCUACUUUAAAACCCUUUAACCUUUUGACAUUUCUUCUGAAAGAUCUUUCUUAAUUUGACUAAAUGUUUGGAAAAGGACAGAAACAGAUAGAUUUCCAUUUCUCUGAUAAUAACAACAUAUGGUGGUUUCCCGGACAGGGUUUAAACCAGGUCCCAGACUAAUUGAAAUGUUAGAGAUGUCUUGAUCGAAAAAACUUUUAUCUUAAAAUAUAUCAGUUCGAUUGUUUUGUCUCAAGAUGCACACCAGUAAUGUUUUUUGUAAAGUAGGUUUUAAAAAAAGACUUAAAUAUCCUAAAUAAUAGCCUAAAGAUCUAGUCCUGCCUUAAACUAAUCCCUGUCCGGGAAACCGCCCCCAUGAGUCCUAUAUAGUUCAAAUUAAUCUAGGCUGUUUAGACCCUAGGUAGGGACAAUUCUGAGUAGAUGUAACUGAGGCAAAGAAAGUUUACUAGAACGUACCUUCAUGUUGAAACAACAUUUUUUUUCUUGCAACACUGUUUUAAUUUGCUUGAAAGACAAACUUGAAUCCACACCUAGUUGUCAUUAGAAACCAAGACUUUAGCUUUUUUCCAAUUUUAAAGGGAAAGUUCGACCCAGAAUAAAACGUCUGUCAUCAUUUAUUUACACCCAUGUCGUUCAAAACCUGUAUAACUCAGAUAUUUUGAGAAGUGAUUUUGUAAUCCUAUAAUGAAAGUCAAUGGGGGGUCAUUGAUGUUUGAUUAUCAAUAUUCUUCAUAAGAUCUUCUUUUGUGUUCUGCAGCAGAAAGUCAUACAGGUUUAUGAGUAAAGGAUGAAAUCAUUUUCAUUUUUUUAUUAAAACUAUCCCUUUAAUGUUUUGAAGCCCGGUCCUUUGAGAUCAGGACAUGUCCGUAGUCUCUGCCAGGACCUACUACAUCAUUUUAAAAACUUUACCACUCAACAUAUAAUAUAUACAAAAAAGACAAGAUUUUAUGUAAUUUUACUGUUGUGAAGUGUGAUUAUGUUUUCAUUCAUUUUGUAGGGUGUCAUAAAACAUUUUUGUUUUCUUUGCCAUGGUUUGAGAACUAAUUAUUGUUCAUGCUGAGGUCUGUUACACUUGAACUGUCCGAGUGUUUUUUAUUUGAGUGUGUUUCUCAGGGUUUGUGUGUUGAUGUCUGAAUGUGGAAAAAAAUACUGUACAAAGCUGAAACAGAAUGAUGACACAUUGUUUAAGAGGUCCAUGUGUAAGUGUACAUUGAUGUUGCACAUAAACAUGAAAGUGUGUGUAUAGGAGGACAUUUUACAAACUUUAUCUUCACACUAGUGUAACUUCAGAUUAUUGCACCUGCUCUUAACCGACUCUUAUAUCAUCAGACGGACAUUUGACAGAUAACCUACAGAAGUGGAACGCUGUGCUAAAAUUUUGCACUCUUAAAUGAAGAGAUUCUGUGGAUUGCUGGAAUGUUUUUAUUUGAGUGAUCUGGAGAGAACGUUACUAUCAUUCAGGUUCAUAAACACCUUUUUUUAUUUGGACCUCCAUCAUGUUUACUUCAACUCUUUGUUAUAAGUAAACGUUUAUGACCUAAAUUGUGUGUUUGAGUGUUUUGUUAAAGUUAAAGUGAUGAAAACCUGCGAACAGAACUCAAAGAAGCUGGAAUUUGAUUAAUAUACAAAUUUGAUUGACACAACUGCAUUAUAAACAUCUUCACAAACUUAGACGUAUCGAUAGUUUUUUUAUAUUAAUGCAAUUUCGUUCGAGAAACCCUACAGUGUUAUAGGAUCUCAACUGUAAGUCGCGUUGGAUAAAAGCGUCUGCUGAAUGAAAAAAUGUAAUGUAGGAGAGACAUAAAACAAGUGAAUAUUUAAAAAAUCAAUUUUUUGUGUAUUCAAGUAUCAAUCAAACUGCAGUUGGGUUGUUUUGAUUGAGUAAUA